UAUCCACUUCUCUCUCUCCUUUUCUUCUUCUUCUUCUUCUUCUUCUUCUUUUCCAAAUUCUUGGUUAGAAAUGGCGUCUUUAUCAACUUGUAAUCAUUCAGGGAAAUUCUCUUCCUCGUUUUCACCUUCAUCCCUUAAUUUGUCUUCAUUCCAACGCGUCUCUGUUCAGUUCCUUCAAACCCACAACAAAAACACUUGUUCCCUUCCAUCCACUCCAAGGCCUCUCACUGUCAUUUCCAUGGCUCCCCCUAAGCCUGGUGGUGGUAAAGCCAAGAAAGUGACUGGUAUUAUAAAGCUGGCUCUGGAGGCAGGGAAGGCAACCCCGGCUCCACCAGUGGGGCCGGCCUUGGGUUCCAAGGGUGUUAACAUUAUGGCCUUCUGUAAGGAUUACAAUGCCAGGACUGCUGAUAAAGCUGGUUAUGUCAUUCCCGUCGAAAUCACCGUCUACGAUGAUAGAAGCUUCACUUUUAUCUUGAAGACCCCACCUGCUUCUGUUUUGCUGCUCAAGGCUGCAGGAGUGGAAAAAGGUUCAAAGGACCCACAGAGGGAGAAAGUGGGGAAAAUAACUAUCGAUCAAUUGAAGACAAUUGCUCAAGAGAAGUUGCCAGAUCUUAAUUGUACUACAAUUGAAUCUGCAAUGAGGAUUAUAGCUGGCACUGCAGCAAAUAUGGGAAUUGACAUUGACCCUCCGGUUCUUGAACCUAAAAAGAAAGAACUUAUAUACUAGUUUUGCCUUUUUCUAUUACCAUGUAAUUUUUCCCGGUUCUUUGAGCACCAGUGUCAAUCACAUUAGCCUUGUAUUGAUUAGAAGCAAUUGGAAGAGAAGUAGAUUGCCUACAGAAUGGCAGUGGAAAGCUUAAAGUCUUUGUCAGCCAGGGGUGUGUCGCUGUUGGAUAGUCGGUUUUCCAUUUGUUUCAAUAAUCUCUCUUGAUCUUUCAUUCCUUA
Messenger RNA from Nicotiana attenuata, 945 nucleotides. Its product is annotated as 50S ribosomal protein L11, chloroplastic. Lineage: Eukaryota; Viridiplantae; Streptophyta; Magnoliopsida; Solanales; Solanaceae. The coding region runs from base 71 to 727 and encodes 218 amino acids. Gene Ontology annotation, biological process: translation. Gene Ontology annotation, molecular function: structural constituent of ribosome; large ribosomal subunit rRNA binding. The record is from RefSeq and is a predicted model, not a curated record. Gene Ontology annotation, cellular component: ribosome; large ribosomal subunit. The transcript is spliced from 4 exons.